Molecule: messenger RNA, 2402 nt
Organism: Syzygium oleosum
Lineage: Eukaryota; Viridiplantae; Streptophyta; Magnoliopsida; Myrtales; Myrtaceae
Product: 9-cis-epoxycarotenoid dioxygenase NCED2, chloroplastic
Exons: 1
Coding region: 138-2012 (624 amino acids)
Biological process (GO): carotene catabolic process
Cellular component (GO): chloroplast stroma
Molecular function (GO): carotenoid dioxygenase activity
Source: RefSeq, a predicted model, not a curated record
CAAAUCUCUCUCUCUCUCUCUCUAGUCUUCAUUAUUGUUUCUCUCCUUAUUCUUCUGGCACCAUUUCUAGACCAAACCCAGAAAAGGGAAGGUGGGGAAGCAACAAAACCAAGAAAAGAGAAGAGAAAAGAAAAGCCAUGGCUCUUCCCACGAUAUCACCCAACUCUAGUAGUAGUAGUUGGGCUACGUAUGAUCACCUAUCUUCUUCAUCUUCUUCUGCUUCUUCUUCUUCUUCUUCACUAGUGGACUUGGGCCUCUUGCGCAUGGCCAAGAACAAGAAGAACAAGCCCACCAACAUCAAAUUCACAAUAAAUGGUGCUUUGCAGUCUCCUCCCAUGCUCCACUUCCCAAAGCAAUCCCACCAACAACCACCACCUGCAAUCACUACUAAAGAACCCACAAGCACCUCCACCUCCACCACCACCACCACCACCAAGAAAACCCACCACCACCACCACCUUCCACAGUGGAAUUUCCUACAAAAGGCCGCCGCCACCACCUUAGACUUCGUCGAGAGCGCGCUGAUUUCGCGGGAGCUCCACCACCCUCUCCCCAAGAAUGCCGACCCCGACGUUCAAAUUGCGGGGAACUUCGCCCCGGUUCCCGAGCAGCCCAUCUGCCACCACCUCGCGGUGGCCGGCAAGAUCCCCGAUUGCAUAAACGGAGUCUAUGUACGGAACGGCGCUAACCCGCUGCACGAGCCCAUGGCGGGGCACCACUUGUUCGACGGCGAUGGCAUGGUCCACGCGGUGACGAUUGGCGGAGGUUGCGCCAGCUAUGCCUGCCGGUUUACGGAGACACAGCGGCUGGUCCAGGAACGGGAGCUGGGCCGGCCCGUGUUCCCGAAGGCUAUCGGUGAGCUGCACGGCCACUCCGGUAUCGCCCGCCUCCUCCUCUUCUACGCAAGGGGGGCGUUCGGCCUCCUCGACCACAGCUGCGGGAGCGGCGUCGCCAACGCCGGCCUUGUCUACUUCAAUAACCGCCUGCUGGCGAUGUCCGAGGAUGACCUGCCGUACCAGGUGAGGGUCAAGCACUCCGGCGACCUCGAGACGGUGGGUCGGUACGACUUUGACGGCCAGCUCGACUCCACCAUGAUCGCCCACCCCAAGGUGGACCCCAUCACGAAGGAGCUCUUUGCCCUGAGCUACGACGUUGUCAACAAGCCUUACCUCAAGUACUUCAGGUUCUCGCCGGACGGCGAGAAGUCGCCGGACGUCGAGAUCCCCUUGCCGGUCCCGACCAUGAUGCACGACUUCGCCAUCACCGAGAACUUUGUCGUGAUCCCAGACCAUCAGGUCGUGUUCAAGCUCCAGGAGAUGCUAUGCGGUGGCUCGCCGGUGAUCUACGACAAGGAGAAGACGUCCCGCUUUGGGAUCCUCGACAAGAGGGCGAGCGACGGGUCGGGGAUCCGGUGGGUUGAGGUACCGGCCACGUUCUGCUUCCACCUGUGGAACGCGUGGGAGGAGCCGGAGCGGGGCGAGGUGGUGGUGAUCGGAUCGUGCAUGACGCCGGCAGACAAAAUCUUCAACGAGUGCGACGAGAGCCUCCAGAGCGUGCUCUCCGAAAUUCGCCUAAAUCCGACGACCGGAAAGUCCACCCGCCGACCCAUAAUUCACCCCUCCGAGCAAGUGAACUUGGAGGCCGGCAUGGUGAACCGGAACCUCCUGGGCCGGAAAACAAAAUACGCAUACCUCGCCAUCGCCGAGCCGUGGCCAAAGGUCUCCGGCUUCGCCAAGGUCGACCUCGAGACGGGCGAGGUCAAGAAGCACUUCUACGGCGACAACAGAUACGGCGGCGAACCCUUCUUCUUGCCGGCCGAACAAGACCCCGCGUGCGAAGACCACGGCCACAUUCUCGCCUUCGUGCACGACGAGACGAUGUGGACAUCGGAGCUCCAGAUCGUGAACGCCGCGAACCUGGAGCUCGAGGCCACGGUCGAGUUGCCGUCCCGGGUCCCCUACGGCUUUCAUGGGACGUUCAUCGAGUCCAAAGACCUAGCGAGCCAAGUAUGAGUGAUAUAAACCUUUAGUUUCGUUCUAUUUCUGGGGUUUUGGUCUUUCUUCGGGUUGGUGUAGUGUACGUGUGAUUAUAGAGUGAAGCAGCAGAGGAGGAGGACGAGGAGGAGGAGGUUGUGGAGGUUUUUACCGGAGAGACAGUUCAUCCGGUUCCUCGUGGAAGAUGAAACCUGAAACGCAAGCACAAGCCAGACUUUCUGGUUCUGUUUGUUUGUUUAAGGUUUUUCGUUGGGAAAAAAGGAAAUGUUUGAGCAGAGACCAGCUCGUAGCUUUUGGACAGUGUAGUUUUUGAGCUCAGCUGGUUUCUGUUUUAUCUCUCUUUUUUCUGCUUUUCCUUCUUUCAUUAUCCUGUAAUGUUAUUAUUAGUUAAUUUUUUUAUGUCUGCAA